AUGCUGCACGGCACGGCGCACCGCUGCGCCCGGCUGCCGCGUGCGGCGCUGUCUGUGCGCGCCGCGACGCCGUGGCUGCGCCGCGCCGUCCAUCGUGCGGCGGGCAGCAGCGCCGCCGCCGGCGCCGACGCCGACGACGCCGCCGUGCCCGCCGAUGCGCCCGUCGCCGCGCUGCGCAACCUCUCCGUCUGGGGCCACAUCGACGCCGGCAAGACGACGCUCACCGAGAAGCUCCUCUUCCUCGCCGGCGCCCUCGCGCCGCCGCCGCCGCCGGGCACCGACGCCGCCGCCGCGCCCGCCUCGUCGCGCGCGCCCGGCGCCGUCGACAGCGGCAGCACCGUCACGGACUUUCUCGAGGAGGAGCGCCGCCGCGGCAUCACCAUCCAGUCGGCCGCCGUCGGUCCCUUCCGCUGGCGCAGCUCGCUGGCGCCCGCCGAGUGUGCGCCGGGCCGCCGCGCCGCCGCCAUCUCGCUCGUCGACACGCCCGGCCACAUCGACUUUACCGUCGAGGUCGAGCGCGCCUUGCGCGUCGCAGAUGCGUGUGUCGUGCUGCUCGACGCCGUCGCGGGGGUGGAGAGCCAGACGGAGGGCGUGUGGGCCAUUGCGCGCCGCUACAACGUCCGCUCGCACGUCGUCUUCGUCAACAAGCUCGACCGCGCAGGCGCAUCGCUGCCGCGCUCGCUGCGUGGCGUCGCGCGCCACCUGCACCCGCGCCCCGUGCUGCUGCAGCUGCCGCUCCUCGCGCCCGUCGAGCCGGGCCACGCGGGCGGCGGCAUUGCCGGCCUCGUCGACGUCGUGACGCAGCAGCUGCUGCAGUACAGCGGCGCCGCUGGCGAGGUCGUGACGCGCACGCCGCUCGCCGAGGCGCUGAGUCUGGAGCUCGUGCCCGCCGAGCUGGCGGCCGAGGCGGCACGCGCGCGACAUGCGCUCGUCGAGACACUUGCCGAGCUCGACGACGCCCUGCUCGACGAGCUGCUCUCUUCGGAGGCCGCCGACGCGCACGCGACGCUCUCUGCCCGCUCGGUGCGUGCUGCACUGCGGCGCCUCGUCCGCACGGGCGCUGUGCUGCCGGUGCUGUGCGGCAGUGCAGCGCGCGGCAUCGGCGUGCAGGAGGUGCUCGACGCCAUCGUCGCCUACUUUCCCUCGCCCGACGAGGCCGGCGACGUCGACGCCGCACAGGCUCGCGGGCGCGACGGCGGCUGUGUGUGGGCCACGCUGCCGCCCGCGCCGGCAGCCUCGCGAUCAAAGGCGGCUGCAGCGCCAGCCGAAGCGCAGCUGCCGCAAGCGCCGCCGCGUGUCGCCGUGAGUAUCGAUGACGCCGAGCUUGCGGCGCUCGCGUUCAAGGUCGUGUGGGACAAGCGGCGCGGCCCGCUGACCUUCGUGCGCGUCUACGCCGGAUCGAUUACGCGGGCAUCCAUGCUCUAUAACACCACCACUGGCGCGCGCGAGCGGCACUCGAAGCUCCUCCUGCCAUACGCGGACCGCUACGUCGAGACGGAGACACUGCGCGCAGGGCAGAUCGGCGUUCUGCUCGGCCUGCGCGACACACGCACUGGCGACACUUUCAUCGAUGCGCGCGUAGCCAAGGCCAAGGCAGCGGCGGGCGGCAGCGCAGCGCCAUGGGCAGCCCGUGCGCGCGAGAUGCGCCUGCGCUCCGUCGACGUGCCGCCGCCCGUCUUCUCCAUGUCCAUCGAGCCGGCGUCGCGUGCCGACGAGGCGGAGACCUCCGAGGCGCUGGCGAUGCUCGUGCGCACCGAUCCGAGCUUGCGGCUCGACGACGGCGGCGCAGGCGGCGCCGGACUGGGCGCAGCAGGCACGGGCCAGAUGGUGCUAUCGGGCAUGGGCGAGCUGCAUCUCGACAUUGCACGCGGGCGUCUGGCCGACGAGUUCGGCGCCAAGGCGCGUAUGGGCAGCGUGCGCGUCAGCUACCGCGAGACGGUGCUGGGCCCGCAGAGCGCCCGCGUCGAGGAGCUGCUCGACCGCGAGAUGCUCGGCAAGCAGGUCAAGGCCGGCAUCACCUGCGAGGUGCGGCAGCUGGCGGAUGACGAGGCGGGCGACGAGCAGAUGGGCGACAAUCUCGUGCUCAUCGAGCUCGACAUGGCGCCCGACGAGUUCGCCGACGUGCCAAAGGCGGCCGCCAGCAACUCGAGCGGCGACGAGCUCUCGCCGACGGUGAUGCGCGCUGCCCUCUUGGCGGGCGCGACGGCAGGCCUCUCGCGCGGCCCGCUCUCGGGCAAUGCGCUGUCGCGGCUGCAUGUGCGCCUCAGCGCGCCGCGCACGUUUGGCUCGGCGCUGACGCCGCCACGCGCGCUCUCGGCGGUGGUGCGCGCGGCGCUGCUGGCAGCGGUGCGCCAGCUCGAGCCCGGCUUGAUGGAGCCGGUAAUGCGCUUGCGCAUUGCCUGCAAGGAGGCCAGCCUGGGCCGCAUCGUCGCCGACCUGACCGGCGAGCAAGGCGGCACGGUGCUGGCCGUCGAGCACGAGGGCAUGGACGACGGCGACGAUGAGGCACGCACCGGCGCCGGCGCCGAGCUGUACGUGCCGCCAGACGACGCGGCACCGCCGCCGGGCGCCGACGAGGACGCGGCGGGCGGGCGCACCGUGAUCCACGCAUCGGCCCCGCUGGCGCGCCUGGUGGCCUACUCGUCGCGGCUGCGGGCGCUGAGCGCCGGUAAUGCGGCGUUCGAGAUGCGCCUCGACGGCUUCGCGCCCGUGACGCCCGAGCGCCGCACCGAGAUCCUGCGCGAGCUCGGCCGCGCGGCCUGA
Molecule: messenger RNA, 2763 nt
Organism: Tilletiopsis washingtonensis
Lineage: Eukaryota; Fungi; Basidiomycota; Exobasidiomycetes; Entylomatales
Product: P-loop containing nucleoside triphosphate hydrolase protein
Exons: 3
Coding region: 1-2763 (920 amino acids)
Biological process (GO): ribosome disassembly; mitochondrial translation
Cellular component (GO): mitochondrion
Molecular function (GO): GTPase activity; GTP binding
Source: RefSeq, a predicted model, not a curated record